CACGAUGGAAGCUGAGUGUGCAUUGUGUUCUAUGGACGGUCUACUAUUUUCCUUUGGACCUAAAUGCCGCAUUACUGGUGACGUUGCGGAAGGAAAACAAACAUGGCGUCGGGACAGCAAUGGGUGUUGGUGGAAAUGGUGCAGGCAUUUUAUGAGGCUCCUGCUUAUCACCUGAUUCUGGAGGGGAUCCUCAUACUGUGGAUCAUCAGACUUCUGUUCUCCAAAACCUACAAACUGCAUGAGACGUAUAAACUGACCGAGAAGGAAAAGGAGGACCUGAUUGAGGAGUGGCAGCCAGAGCCUCUUGUUCCUCCUGUUUUCAAAGACCAUCCCUCCCUCAACUAUGGUGUUGUCACAGGACCUCCCAGCCACAAAAUCAUAAUCAAUGGAAAAGAGUGUAUUAACUUUGCAUCAUUUAACUUCCUUGGUCUCCUCGACCAUGAGCGGGUUAAGCAAAAAGCUUUGGCCUCACUGAAGAAAUAUGGUGUGGGCACAUGCGGUCCAAGAGGCUUCUAUGGAACAUUUGAUGUUCAUCUGGAGCUGGAGAGUCGUCUGGCCAAAUUCAUGAAAACAGAAGAGGCCAUCAUCUAUUCGUAUGGCUUUGCAACCAUUGCUAGUGCAAUCCCUGCCUACUCCAAGAGGGGGGACAUCAUCUUUGUGGAUGAAGCGGCUUGCUUCUCCAUCCAGAAGGGUCUUCAAGCGUCCCGCAGCUUCAUCAAAUACUUCAAACACAAUGACAUGGAGGAUUUGGAGAGGCUGCUCAAAGAGCAGGAGCUGGAGGACCAGAAGAAUCCUCGUAAAGCUCGAGUGACCCGGAAGUUCAUUGUAGUGGAGGGGCUGUACAUCAACACUGCAGACAUCUGUCCUCUCCCUGAACUGGUAAAGCUGAAGUACAAGUACAAGGUGCGGAUCUUUCUGGAGGAGAGCAUGUCUUUUGGUGUCUUGGGAGAACACGGCCGAGGAGUCACAGAACACUUUGGGGUCAAUCUUGACUGUGGAGGAAGAUUGCGAAAUAGAACGGGACACCGAAGGUAACGUAAGAGCGGAGGUUACGCAGGGUCUGGAGGCAGAUGACGGUACGGAGGGUCUGAUCGAGGAUGAAUCAGCUGAGGAAGAUGGACCAGAGACCACCAGGACACAGCCUUCACAAUCAAGCGGUAAGUUAAACUACUUUAUUCUUUUUUUGUUUUAAGUAAAGGCCCCAAACAUGCCUGUUUCUGUGUGUAACUCAUUCCAUUGAGGGCCUAGUGUAUGCCUGUGAUGUGGUUACAAUGAGUAAAGUGUAACAAGACUGAGCUAGCAAGCUAAUUUUAGUAUUUAAGUAUUAAGAAACUUUUUUCCCCCAAUGUCUUUGCUAGCUGUGGUUUAACCAGCAAACCAAACUCUGGACCACUCGAGGGCUCAGUGUAUGCAGCUUGUUGUUGCAACCAUACCUUGCACCAGCUGGAUUUUACUUUGUUGAAGUUGGGAGUGAGAUCAGCUGCUGUAUGGAAUGGUUUAAACAAAAGCAUGCAUGCACUCGGUCCAUGCUGAUAUGAGUUUGAGACCCCUGGUGUACACAAAGGCAACUUGCCUGCCCCGGUUUGUUGUUGUGAGUCGUCUUGAUUGAUUUAUUUAUUUUAUAAUUAUUAUUAGGCUACAGUGUUCUGGUCAGAAAACUGAGAGGACGAGGAUGGAACACGCUUCUGCUGCAAUAACUACCGCCAUGGCAGAGCUGAAGGAGAUGGACAGAGCUACAGCGGCACACAAUGAUGCACAUGUAACCGGGCUCAGCUCUUGUUUACUAUAGUAGACACUGGGUGGUACAGAUGCCUGUAUCACUACAUCUAAAUCAGUGACCACAUGGGCUAACACGAGACUGUAGAUUCAUUCACAGGAGAAAUGAGUAUUAAGUAGCAAGUGUAAAGAAGACACAUAGACCAACAGGUACGGUUUUUAAAAAAGUUGUCAAUGCAUUGACUGUUUGUAUGAAGAGAAGAAAACAAAAAUAAACAUAUAAUAACCGUAAACAAUGUAUUGCUUCUCUUUUUGAAUGGAUUCACUCACAGUGUAUAACCAAACAACACUUACAAACAAUGGUUAGUAGUCACUUAGUUAUGGAUCAAAUUAAAAUCUAAGUUUAUCCAAUAUUGGCAUUUAUCCCAGGGUUAGGCUACCAAACAAGACUUAUUCACACACUAUGCUUUUUAUGACCCUUUGUAUAUUAGCAACACACCUUUUAACAUCAGUGUAUCAAAACACCUUUGAACUUAUCAAAAAAUACCUGGAAUAGUUUCAAUUCCCAAAUAUCUAUCAACAGAUAAAUAAAAUUAACUUCAACACAAUAAACAAUGACUAUAGUAAUGAACUGUUUGAAUUUUUGAAGUGGGAAUGAAAAUAGAUCUUUUCUGUGUGGAUUGUGCACCAAUUUUACACCAAUAUGGCUAUGCAAAGGUACUCAGAAGGCUAAUUUCUUAAACAUAUAACUUUAUUAAGGAAUAUUGUUAAAUAUACAUUUAACCAAUUCUAGAAAUGUACACUGAGAAAAUAAAGAAUAAAUAAAAAUAAAAUAAAUAGUAAGAAUAAAAUAAAUAGCUAAAUAACAUCAGCACUGUUCAGUAUGUCAGUUGCUGAAGUAGCAGAAAAUGCCAUGGAAAUACUCAAGUAAAGUACAAGUACCUCUGAACUGUUCUUAAGUACAGUACUAAAUGUACUUAGUUACAUUCCACCACUGCUCUCUACUAAACCACAUAUUCUCUACUCUAUCAAGCUAUGAGAUUCAUGCUACAGCUUUGUUCUGAUUCUGAACCAUUAUUUCAAUCGAUUGAACUCCAAUCAGAAACACUUUUUUCUUGCUUAUCUAAACAUGUCAUCUGUAGCAAUAUUUCACUGUUAAUGUGAACUGUCACAAACAUUAACUCUGCUGCCGAGUCAAGAGAUAAACAGCGCCUCUGCUAUUAACGUUCAGGGGAAACGUUCAACGUAUCCGGUCCACAGUUCCCAGCAUGCACUGCUUAGUGCUGAAAGCAGUUUAAGUUAGCUGCCUUAUGUUCCAAAAUGCAAAUGUUACUUUUAGUGUUUGUAAUGUGUCUGUUCAGAACAUGGUGGUUUAUGUUGGUAGUUUUCAUUUUUAUGCUGGUUAACAGUUUUAACCAUUAGUGAGCUGUUACAUUACCAGCUGUAUUUUAUUGGUCUUAUUGGGGUGCUCUUGAGAGCUGCUUCUUCUUUCUCGUGUUACAUUGCUUGUCACUAUAGUGACAGUGCACUCUGCUGGAUAAAUGUUGUAGUGACACCAAUAUAUUUACUCAGGUAUUUCUUACUGCCUAAUAUAGGAAAAGAAAACCGUUUUCUAUUGGCUCAUAUUGGAUAUCGUACACGCCGAUACAGAUAUAUCUGCGAUGGGCCAAAAUGACCAAUAAAUUGGUUGGGCUCAGUCCUACCAGUGUUUCAGAUGAAAACAGUUCAGAUCUUUCAGCAUCAUCCCAUCAAUUAGCUUGGCUCGCCAAAACUGCUGAACUGCUAACUAUAUCAACUGAAUCACUUCAGUUGAUAUAGUUAAUUCACUUUGCAUUGAAACUCUUAUGUGUUGCCAAGAAGCAAACAAAGACACUCCAAACUUUGAUUGAGCAUGCAUGCGUUUCAUUCAUUGCAAUCCAUUGUAAGCGUGGCGGCUCGACUUAAAUUUGCCAGCUUUUCGACGUUAAAAACCGCAGGCACUGAAUAAGUGGUCAGUUCCAACUCACUUCCAAGAACUUCUCAUCACUUCAAAAAUUAAAUUCAUUUAUUUAACAAACUCAAAAAUGUUCCAAACAUUGUUCUAAAUUAACUUCAUAAAGAAAUGAAAACAAAAAUCCAUUCAUGUCAUAAAAAGUCAAAUUGUGGUCAAAACACUAUCUCAACCACGGCUUCAGUUGCCCAACAUUUUUACUGAAAGACGGUGUAGUCCCUCAUUCGUCCAGGAGUGUUCAAUCGUAGAAAAGGUUUCAGU
Siniperca chuatsi (mandarin fish) is the source of this 3967-nucleotide messenger RNA. RefSeq names its product serine palmitoyltransferase, long chain base subunit 1 (gene sptlc1). Lineage: Eukaryota; Metazoa; Chordata; Actinopteri; Centrarchiformes; Sinipercidae. Gene Ontology annotation, molecular function: serine C-palmitoyltransferase activity; pyridoxal phosphate binding. The coding region runs from base 103 to 1035 and encodes 310 amino acids. Gene Ontology annotation, cellular component: endoplasmic reticulum. Gene Ontology annotation, biological process: sphingosine biosynthetic process; ceramide biosynthetic process. The transcript is spliced from 10 exons. The record is from RefSeq and is a predicted model, not a curated record.